Messenger RNA from Lentinula edodes (shiitake mushroom), 2085 nucleotides. RefSeq lists its product as uncharacterized. The record is from RefSeq and is a predicted model, not a curated record. The transcript is spliced from 9 exons. Bases 1 to 2085 code for a protein of 694 amino acids. Lineage: Eukaryota; Fungi; Basidiomycota; Agaricomycetes; Agaricales; Omphalotaceae.
AUGGAUAUAAUCCUUUGGGGUGUUGCUUCCUUUGGUGUUCGGAACCUUCCAUCAACUGAUGUAGCAAAGAGUGUCGGAAAGUAUCUACAGUCUCUCUGCGGUAUCAAGACUGAGCGUCAGAAAGGCCCUUUGGGGCAUGUAUAUUACUUGAAUGAGCUUGACGGAUUGAUACGCCAGGAAAUGGGUAAUCCUGAUAUACGACCUCACAUUCGCCAUUACUGUGAAGAUAGUGGUCAACAUCUUGAACAUGCAUGGCAAGCGCAAGCUUGGAAAGAGCUUGAUCCGACCCUUGCAACACCUAUGGUUCGAAAGGGUAAUCAGGACUUCUUUGUUCAUGAGCUUGCACGCCUUGACAAUGGAACCCUGACUAAUACCAUCCAAUUUCCGGUGCAUCAACUACAAUCAUCCUUUCCGUACUUGGUUGAGAGUUGCAACUUGGAUCAGAUUCCUAGCCCACAUAAUAUUCUUGGGAUUCUUUCAGAGAAUGGCUGCGAGUGUCUUCCUUGGACACUGACUUCCUUCGAAGAUGGUUUUGCCAACCACUGGAGAGUGUUGGCGAAGGGCCAUGAGGUCUUGACCUUUGCCAUGUGGCUAUACUGCGACGAUACCUCGGGUAAUGUCUCAAAAAAGUGGAACAAGCAUAAUUCGUUCCUAUUUACAGCAGCUGGUUUACCUCAUGAGCAUGUGCAUAAGGAGAGCAAUGUUCAAUUUCUUUGUACCUCGAACCUCGCUCCUCCUCUAGAAAUGCUUGACGGAAUAACCACCCAACUAGAACAUGGCCAGAAGGAAGGGUUUUGGGUCUGGGAUGUUCAAAAGAAGGCAAUGGUUUUGAUGAUCCCUGCCGUUCUUGCGAUGCUAGGGGAUAACCCAAUGCAAAGCGAGUUCUCUUGCCAUGUUGGACUGGUUGGGAAGUAUUUCUGCCGUUGCUGCUUUGCAAAAGGUCGCGACGCUAAUGAUGAACAAUCAGCUUCUGCAACAAAAGAUGUAGCUGACGACACCUCCAUUCAUUCCAACGCAUCAACCGAACAAGAAUCAGACUCUGGUGCUGAGAAGAAAGGUGGACGUCGGAAAGAAACCAUUCAAGAAUUGAUCUCCCGGGCUAAACGGUUCAUCACGAGAACAAUUGACACACUCCACAAUAUGUUCAUUACGUCCAGUCAGCUUGGUGGCAAAACCAAAGCCAAAGAAAUGACAACAGGAACGGGAGUCAAGGACACCUUCUUUGGACAUUUUCAAGAUAAAAUAUUCGCAUUUAUCAGAAGAAUUCCUCAUUCGACUCCCACAGAAGAACGACAGGGCCUCGUUGAUGACUUCAUUGCUCAAAACAUACCACCAGAGCCAAGUUGUUUUAGUCCGAUCUGGCGUAUGAAAGGCCUUGAUCCUCAUCGUGACACCCCAGUUGAGAUACUCCAUGUUAUUCUCCUUGGUUUUGUGAAGUACUACUGGCGCGAUGCCAUAACACGGCUCGAUGAUCACCAAAAAGAAACACUCAAACAUCGCCUCUCUUCAUUGGAUGUUUCGUCAAUGGGUCUUUCUCCUUUGGCCGGGGAAACACUUGUAAAAUAUGCACGUUCCCUCACAGGUCGAGACUUUCGUGCUAUUGCACAAGUUGCGCCCUUUGUUCUUUAUGACCUUCUCCCAGCAGAGUGUUAUGAAGCUUGGUUAGCGUUGAGUGCACUAAUCCCUUUAGUAUGGCAACCAGUCAUUCUUCAUCUUGACACCUACUUGGCUACGCUCGAACUGGCUAUCCAACGUUUCCUGAAUUGUGCUGCACACUGGACACCUCGUUGGUUCAAUAAGCCGAAAUUUCACAUUAUCUGUCACCUGCCUAUGCAUAUACGUUGGUUUGGCCCUGCCAUGCUAUAUGCCACCGAAGGCUUUGAAUCAUUUAAUGCUAUUAUACGUGACCACAGUGUUCAUAGCAAUCACCAGGCUCCCUCUCGAGAUAUUGGCAGAGGUUUUGCCCAGUGCAGCCGUGUACGGCACCUAUUACACCGAGGGCUGCAGCUUUGCCCAUCGUUUUGGCUCGAACCGGUUUUGGAAAAUGGUGCAGCCCUGUUGCCUCUGCUUAUGGUCUCAACGUGA